This is a messenger RNA of Fulvia fulva, 390 nucleotides long. RefSeq lists its product as uncharacterized. Lineage: Eukaryota; Fungi; Ascomycota; Dothideomycetes; Mycosphaerellales; Mycosphaerellaceae. The transcript is spliced from 2 exons. The record is from RefSeq and is a predicted model, not a curated record. The coding region runs from base 1 to 390 and encodes 129 amino acids. Gene Ontology annotation, molecular function: protein binding.
AUGCUAAUUGCAUCAAGUGAGCUUUACUCGCCUGAGCUGCUCCAGGUCCACGUCGGAACCAAAGGACGAGCCUUUCACGUACCACGGGGUCUUAUCUGUUCGCUGUCUGAGUACUUCAACAAAGCCUUUGGUGAGCGGUUCAUCGAAGGCCAAACCGGCAGCAUCGAGCUCCGUGACGUUCAGGAGUGGAUUUUUGAGUGCUUCGUGAACUGGCUUUACACCAACUGCCUCGCUUGGAGACCCGAUCCUAGCCGCACAUACUCUUGCAGCGGACCGACACCGAUGCCCGACAGCGAUUCGAGUGCGCACGACAUGAGCAUACAAGAGAAUGAUCAGGAGAUUCCAAAGUUUCACGAAGAUACUCGCGAGCAGCCGGUUACCUGGUCAUGA